GCUAGCUCAUGUAAUGUUCUCCUCACGUCUGCCUGGAAAUACCACAAUGCUUCUCUACGACCACAGGAUAAGAAAUUCACAGGAUGACUGACAUUACUGAACUCCACCAAGCAGCAGCUCUCGGGGAUUAUGAUUUGGUCUCUGAGAUAAUGAAAAAAGGUCUCCAUGACCCAAAUCAUAAAGAUAUUGACUGGAACGACAGGACCGCUCUGCACUGGGCAGCAGCCAAAGGGCAAUCAGACACAGUGAAACUGUUGGUGGAUUAUGGGGCCCGGCCCUGCCUGAGGACGGACACCGGCUGGACACCAGCACAUUUUGCUGCAGAGUCAGGAAAGCUCAGCGUCCUGCGCACCCUCCACUCUUUACAUGCUCCUAUUGAUGCUGCGGACAUUCAUGGAGACUCCCCCAGAAGAAUCGCAGAGAUUUACGGCCAUAAAGACUGCGUCAAGUUUCUGGAGACGGCUGAAGUAGAAUGCAGAGAUUACCGUUUGGCCGCAGCACUGGAGGGUAACCCCUUGGAUGAGUUGGAUGAAGACUGGGAGGCCAAAAAGUCAGAGUUUCUAAAAUCCCAACUCAGUGUUAAAACUAAGCACACCAGGACUAAGCUCGAAAAACUUUCUCCAAGGCCGAGGUUUAUCCAGCAAUGUUGUCAGGCACACACAAGAAAGUCAUUGCAUCCGUCAUAUAUGUGCGAGCAAAAUAAACCCUCAAAGCAUUGAAAAAAUGUACUAUUUCUACUUCAGAGACGUAGGAACUAGAACACUGAUACGUGCUAUUCCACUCUUCUCCACCAGGUGGAGAUAUCAACACAUAUGUUGUGUCUCAGUACUGAUUGCAGAUCUUUACACAACCAGAAUUA
Bufo bufo (common toad) is the source of this 859-nucleotide messenger RNA. RefSeq names its product ankyrin repeat domain 66 (gene ANKRD66). NCBI's taxonomy places the organism in Eukaryota, Metazoa, Chordata, Amphibia, Anura, Bufonidae. The coding region runs from base 84 to 719 and encodes 211 amino acids. The record is from RefSeq and is a predicted model, not a curated record. Gene Ontology annotation, molecular function: protein binding. The transcript has 4 exons.